GCGGAUUCAGCAAGUCGUCCAGACUCUACCAAGGUGCCUGUCGACAACAGACGUAGGCCAGACGUGGAUACACGUCUCACCAGACGACUAUCACACCCAGUACUUGAACACUCUCCAGGAGGGAGACUUGGAGGAGCACUAUUCUUAUAAGUCCGCUCUUCGACGAUGCGCGCGUGUUCUCCUUAUCCUUAGGCGCCAGAAGAUGAUGCCCUCUGCCACGGUCUCUUCGCACGAUGAACCAACAACCACACUACCCCGGGCCCCGACAGCAGCCUUCCUUUGCGAGCGGUGGGCGCGAGGGAUCGUUUGGCAGCCAGGAUGCCAGGCAACCCGCCCGGGCACAAGAUACCCAGUCGCUCGCCGCGCGUUUCGAAGAUGAGAAGAGGCGCAUCAUUGAAAGCUGCUUCCACAAGCGGGACCCUGAUGGGAUGCAGCUCGAGUCCUACAUCACCCAUGUCAGGGUCACCGAAGAUGCGUCCUACCCGUCAUCGCCACCUCCUCCCGACUCGCCUGCGUCGAACAAAAAGCCUAGAGUCAUUCUUGUUGCGGUGCGAAGGUCGGGCAAGGUUAGAGUCCACAAAGCACGCGAAAACCCAAGCGGGACGUUUUCAAUAGGGAAGACAUGGGCUUUGGAUGAAUUACUUGCAAUUACUUCAUACUCGUCCAUGGUGCCGGCAACGCCGCAACAGCAGAUGGAGAAGCAAUGGGCAGCCCACACAGGGUUCAUUGUCACUCUUGGAAAGCCGUAUUUCUGGGCAGCAGACACCGCCAAAGAGAAAGACUUUUUCAUCGCCAGCCUUAUCAAAAUAUACCGGAAAUACACGGGCGGCCGUGUGCCAGACCUCAUCGGCUUUGGGCCACAGGAGGUGACACAGCUCAUUGGAACCCCGUCGUCCCAGACUACUCCCAACCCAAAUGCCGCAUUGUCCCCGAACCUCACACCUGAACGGUCACACAACCUUCCCCCUCCUCCUCCCUCUGUGCCCGCCUUGAGUGCGAACCGGCCGCAAUCACCUUAUUCCACGGCACAACCACAUCCACAGCCACCUCCAAGCAGAGAAGGCAACCGUAGUGAACCGCCAGAGAGGGAACGUCCGGUGCGGCAUCAAGGCUAUCACAUGGUUACUACCGAUGGUCCGGGUGAUUCCCGCCAUUCAGGAAGGUCCGGACGGGAUCAGCAUAUGAAUGAUGCUCCGCCGCCUCGUGGUCAGCCGUAUGGUAGCCAUUUCAGGCGAGAUGACGGCCGAGCGCCGUCCCUGACGGACAGCCUGCAACCGACAAGCUCGCGGCUGUCAAUCAGCCCCAAAGCCUCGCAAUCGUCCUUACAGCGCUCCGAGGCUUCCUCUCUCGAACCGCCUCCACUCAGACCUAACGGCUUCGGCGCAGCGAGGAAACAAGGGCCGCCGCCUGGCCAGGACUCAGCCCGCAAUGCUGGUGGUAGUGAAAGCUUCAACAAGCGAAGACCGAGUGCGGCCAACAGUGACUAUACGUCUCCCGAACCAGUGUCUAGCACCCCAGCGCGCGAUUAUGAACCGUUGCCUGAGCGUAAGAGGCCAGUCGCAGCUGUGUCAGAAUCCAGAUCCGACCAACUCGGCCCUCCGAGUCAGGACAAUAGCGAGUUUGUCACCCCGGUAGCAACGCCAAGCGCACUGAAAGAGGAGGAAGAACAGAAACGAGAUGAUGGUUACUUUGCCAAAGAAAAGUCCCAACAGGAUCCUGCCAGGCGUGGGAAUGCCGUUGCAUCAAGUAAGGAUGCAUCUCAGAACAUUACAAAUGAACCCUUUACGGACGAGCCAGCAGAAGCGCCAGCUCCCCCCAAGGUGGAAGAAGAGCAUCGUCCGGGACUGGGGCCGAUGAUCAAGAAGAAAUCGGAGAAGGAUAUUGCGAACAGGUUCCGAAAAGCUGCUCUCGCUGCAACAGCCUUCCAACCACGUCAGGGUGGCGCCGCUGCUCGACUGAGAGCACUGCAGGAGAGACAAUCCAACGAGCCCGAUGGCAUCACCAGCGUAGUACCAGCACCUUUGAUGAGGGGUAUGAGUUCUGAUAGUGCAAGGAGUGGCACUCCAGACCUACCAGGGGCAGGUAACGAGAGGAAUCAACCUACUCCGCAACCCACACAGAAUGACACAGUGCCGAAAGUCCACCUUGAGCGAACGGCAACUUCUGAUACCGUUGCACGUUCUGAGACUCCCGCCAUUUUGCCCGCUCCGCAGCAACAGGCACCACCCAAGGAGGAAAGGGCACAGUCUCCUGAUAAGGGGCGGUCACGCUCGCCGCAGAGGAGGCGUCGGCAAAAAUUGGAGGCCGAAGUCGAGAAACAUUGCGCGACCUUGGGGAUCGAUCCUCGAAUUUUGGAGGGCCGCGGAGCUGAUUUCAAUGAGCUUCUGACCGAGUUUGGCUGGGGUGGGAGACUGCCAGGGCAGCAAAAGGUGGAAGAUUUCGAGACCGAGAUUCGUCGGGAAAUCGGUCGUGCCCAGGCAAGCGGUUGGUUGGGCCAUUUGGAACAACAAGAAAGUAAAGUGCAAGAAUUGGCAAAGGCGUUUGAUAGAGCCAUUGCAGAGUGUGAUGAACUCGAUGGUCUACUAACGUUGUAUGCCCACGAACUUGAUACUCUGCACGACGAUAUUGAGUAUAUUGAGGCUCAAGGACAAGGUUUGCAAGUGCAAACGGCGAACCAGAAGUUGCUCCAGGCGGAGCUACAGAACUUGUUGCAGACGCUGACGAUAUCGUCCGAAGACCUGAGAGCUCUCCGCGCAGCGCCCAUUGACAAUUUGGACGGCCUGCAGGCAGUGGAGAGUUCUUUGGCACUGCUCUACCGAGCCAUGCUGACCAUCGAUCCUGAAAUCCGGCAGAAUAAGCUCCGUCAAACUGGGGCUUCUUCGACUCAUGGUACAGGAUUGCCCGUGUAUGCCGACUCUAACACUGACCAAAUGCGGGCGGUGCAACAAAAGAAGGAGGAGUAUAGACAAGAGAGCAUGAUGUUCAUCAACCGGUUCAACCAACAUAUGAAGGCUAUGUUUCAGAUGGCUGAGCAACGAACUAGCGAGGAGGAAAAAGCUAGCGUUUCUUCUGGGACAUCUAUUGCGCUCAAUCUCCGGGCUUACACGGCUUCACGUCAGGAGCUGUGGGUGUACAACGCUAUGAUGCUCUUCGUGCGGGAGGUCAAUCAGUACGAAUGGCAGACAUUGAUCAGCAGCUAUGAGAUCAGUGUCAAGAGCAUCUAUCAGGAGCAGUUCCGCGACUUCACCAUGAACCUCAGGCGGACGGCCAGGAAGCCGACCGGGGAGGAACAGGAGAUUCUGUUCACGCACCAAGAGAAAGAGAAAGCAGAAGAGUCGCUUACUUCCACGGCUGCCCGCAAGCUCACGGUCAGACGGGGUAAAACGGUCAGGACCACUGCUCUGAAACAAUCAAUGGGUGACAAGAGGGAGGGCAAACCAGAAGCAUGGGCUGUGUUUGAGACAGUGCUUGAACAGCAAGCCACGGCUGUUGCCGAAGAGCAAAACUUCAUUGUGCACUUUUUCCAUCUCGAGUCACAGUCCAACGCCGAUUUUGCCGAUGUGGUACAAUCUCAGCCUCCUGAACAACGGCAGGUGCCCAACCUGCAGGCCAAGCAACCUUACGAUCCGGACCGAACCAUGGCCAAGGUUGUGCAAAACACCGUCGAGGGUAUUUAUGGAUUCUGGGUCAAGGACCUUCAGGCGUUGGUGGAUUGGGUACUACACAUGGACCAACUACAUGGCGUGGGCGUGCUCGUCGCUCUAGAGCAGUGUCUGGCCAAAUAUGAAGAGACCAAUCAGGAAUUCAUCACUCGGACGGUACGCGUCCUUCACGAGCGAGUGACGGGACUCUUCCACAAAUUUGUGGAAGAGCAGGUCAAAGCGAUUGAAGAGACUAAAGUCAAGGUCAAGAAACGUAAGGGGUUGAUCUCGUUCAUGAGAGUGUUCCCCGAGUUUACUUCGGCGGUGGAGGAGAUGAUUCCUUCAGAGUCUACUGCCCACCACGACUCGCUCGAGGUGCGCUUCAUUGUGAAUGAUGCGUACACCAAACUGUUGAAGGCGAUGUGGGAAUCUCUGAGUUUCAUCGCCAAGGACCACCCGGCCAGCUCGAGCGCAGGCGCGGCAGGCGGCGUGGUUCAUACAGGUGGACCGACGAGCGGAGAUCCCGAGGACAAAGAAGCGCUCAACUACCAUAUCCUGCUGAUUGAAAACAUGAAUUUCUUUGUGGAAGAGGUGAAAACGCACCACAACGUGGUAUUGGAAGAGUGGACGGAGCGAGCAUCCCGCGACCAACUGACUCAUCUGGCUCAAUAUACCGAUGCCGUGAUCCGGCGGCCCCUGGGCAAAUGGCUGGAUUUCCUCGAGAGUACUGAAGCCAUGAUGAAAUCAACGGAUUCGAACAAUUAUGCCGCUAUUGCCAAUAAACCGAGUCACUCGCGCAGCUCGGCCAAGAAGAUCCUGGCCGCAUACGACGCCAAGGAGGUGCGCAAGGGCAUUGAGACGCUCAAGAAGCGCAUCGAAAAGCAUUUCACUGACGCCGACGAUCCCAGUGGAAGUCUGAGCAGUAGUAGUAGGGCUUUGAUCGCCAGGGUCUUUGACGAGUGUUCGACGCGAUAUGCGCAUGCGUACGAUCGCAUGAAAACGGUGAUUGAUCGGGUGUAUGAUUCGAGUCUGGAAAUCGAGUGGCGGAAGGAGGAUGCUGCCGCCAUGUUUAGGAGGUGAUAGGUAGCCUUUUGCGAAUGCAAGUCGGUUUCAUCAG
Molecule: messenger RNA, 4758 nt
Organism: Exophiala dermatitidis NIH/UT8656
Lineage: Eukaryota; Fungi; Ascomycota; Eurotiomycetes; Chaetothyriales; Herpotrichiellaceae
Exons: 1
Coding region: 234-4721 (1495 amino acids)
Biological process (GO): exocytosis; Golgi to plasma membrane transport
Cellular component (GO): exocyst; plasma membrane
Molecular function (GO): phosphatidylinositol-4,5-bisphosphate binding
Source: RefSeq, a predicted model, not a curated record